AUGGAUCGGAUGAAAUCCGAAGAGGAUGCGCGGCAGCAAUUAUCUUCGGCCGGUUCCGAUAGUGCGGGUCCUGCAGCAUCGUCAUCCCCUUACACGGUUCGAUCUCCAGUGGUCAGUCACAGCGAUUUUGCCAUGGUCGAUGCGGACAACGAGCAGAAGCCUUCAACGCCACUUGGCCAAAUGGAUGCAGAGUUGCAAGGUGACUCUAGCAAUGUUGAGUCUGAAUCGCUUCCAGCCAAUCAGGAUCUCAGCAAGCCGCCUAUCCCUCCUCCCUGGCCAUCCACUGCUGCUCACAACACCCGUCUCCCUGGCUCUAUAAUGCCGGCUGGUCGUGGCAACCUUCGUGUCACUAUGCCCCCUCCAUCUACAAUUCCUACCGCCCCUUCUUCCGCGGUCAGCCCGAGAACCGCAUCUCUCAAUUCUCCGACCAACUUUGAUACAUCUCCCAAUGCCACUAUGCCUCCGGCUCUCUCCGCGGCACCUGCACCUACCCCUGCCAAGAAAAAGCUCAGCCUCGGUGAUUAUCUUAACCGAAGAAAUACCAUGACGACCACUCCCAAUUCGGAGAAGUCCCAGGUUCAGGCAGCAAGUUUCGCUUCCCAGACAUCACCCUCCACGCCAGGGUCAGGCCCAACCCCCAGUGCCGAUGGUGAAAAGACUCCCAGCAAGGCUCCUCCCGUCGCCAAGGCAGAGGCACCACUAAGUUCACCCGAUGCAGUAAUGAAAGACGCUCCGGAACCUACUCAACCUCACAUCCCCUCCAUCUCAUCGUGA
Molecule: messenger RNA, 774 nt
Organism: Penicillium maclennaniae
Lineage: Eukaryota; Fungi; Ascomycota; Eurotiomycetes; Eurotiales; Aspergillaceae
Exons: 1
Coding region: 1-774 (257 amino acids)
Source: RefSeq, a predicted model, not a curated record